AUGCUCGUCUUUCCUUUACUCUUUUCAUUGACUUUGCUGUGGCCUUGUCUGGCUUCAACCCUCUCAAUCCUUCCAGGAUCGCAACGGACUGAGGCUUUGUUGGAUCCAAUCGCAAUCGGCGAACCGUACCCGCGACUCAGUUGGCAAUUAACUUCAUCUGUCAAUGGAGCCACACAGGUCGCUUACCAAGUUCAAGUAAAAAAUGCUGCGGACCAAAAACAGACGAUCUUGUGGGAUAGCGGCAAAGUCAUCUCAAAAGACCCGGCAGCUCUAUACGGCGGCGAAGCUCUUGGAUCACGAACACAGGCUUCUUGGCAAGUUCGUGCUUGGGACAAGAAUGGCAUUGUAACAGCAUGGAGUGAGCCAGCUGAAUUCGAAAUCGGUCUUUUGAAUUCACAAGAUUGGAUAGGAUACUGGAUUACCAAUUCGAACUUUGAAUUAGGAACGACUUCCUUACCGACUUUCGCCAAAACAUUUGAAGUGUCUUGUGACGUGUCUCACGCGCGUCUCUACCUCAUUGGUCUGGGCCUUCAUUCAGCAACAAUCAACGGCCAAUCCGUGAGUCAAGGAGUAUUGGCUCCGGGUUACACAAAUCUCAACAAAACAAAAUACUAUUCUACCUACGAUGUUACUAGCGCUAUCUCGAAGGGCGCCAAUCUGCUAGGAGUCGAGCUGAGUAGGGGCUACUAUGAUGCCCAAGCCGCUCUUGAUAGUAGGUAUAUGAAAUUCACCACCUCGGCCAAACCACUUAUGCUCUUAUCGCAAUUGGAAUACACCUGUAAAGAUGGAAAGUCCGUCAAAAUUGGAUCUGAUUCUAGCUGGAGGUCUAACAUAGAUGGUCCCCUAUUAGAAUCAUCUUGGUACGGUGGAGAGGAGUACGAUGCCCGAUUGGAGAUUCCGGGAUGGCCUUCAGCAAUCUCCAAUAGCAGUUCGUGGCAAUCAGUUGCCAGAGCUUCUCCGCCGCCUGGAGAUCUGGUUCCUCAACCAUAUGCUGAAUUGGCGAUUGUGGAGGACAUUCCCUGUGUCUCUGUGACCAAGGUCGGUACAUCAGGGUGGACCUUUGAUUUCGGUGUCAACUUUGCCGGAUGGGUCGAGCUACAAAUCAGUGAGCCGGCAGAUACCAGAGUGGCGAUGUGGCCGGCUGAGAUCGUGAGCAGCCACGUCUGGGCCGAUCAAUCGACUACUGGCAAGCCCAUUUUUGACGCAUUCACAUCUAAUGGAACAACCUAUACAUAUUCUCAGAAAUUCAUGUACCAUGGAAUGCGAUAUCUCUCGGUGAAUCUGACUCAAACACCAUCGGCCACUGAUGCCGUGGGACAUUCGAUCCGUCAGUCAGUGGACAAAGUGGGCGAGGUAUAUUCAAGCAGCAACUUGUUCAACAGCAUACAUGGUAUCAUCGAUCGGUCGAUCCAGUCAAAUCUCUAUAGUACACUGACGGACUGUCCUCAUCGGGAGAAACUUGGCUGGCUUGAACAAGACCAUCUCAUGAUAUCGCCGAUAAUGUGGAGUUAUGAUGUGCAGGCAAUGCUUCAGGUGCCUGUCCAGGAUAUUGUGGACUCUCAGCAAAAUGCUUCGUCGUUUGGCAAUGUCUCUCCACACCCUGGAUUCAUCCCGGAAAUUGCUCCUGAGUUCCAGGUAUUUCCAUAUCCUUUUAGAGAUGAUCCAAACUGGGGAGGAGCCGUCGUUCUACUGCCCUUACAGCACUACAAAGAAUAUGGUGAUACCAGAAUUUUGUCUAGGCAAUACUCCGCGAUGACAGGUUAUCUGUCCUACCUAGAGUUUUUGACAACGAACUACACUCUACAUUAUGGAUUGGGUGACUGGGAAGCGCUUGAUGAUUGCACAGGAAGUUUAAUUCCUGCCACCUACGGAUUCCAGCAAGCGGCGCAAGGAAUGGCGCAGGUUGCGCGCUACCUUUCAUAUUCGGAUGACGCAGAAUACUAUCAGGAUUUGGCGGAUAAAAUCACCUCAGCCUUGCAUACUGCGACCUUUAACGCUUCUGAGGCAGUAUACGGCUGCGGAUCUCAAGGAGCUUUGGCUCUUGCCCUCGAUAUGAGUGCGCCGCCUACAGAGGAGAUAUACGCUCGAGUCCUUGAUAACUUGGUUGGCUUGAUCGUAAACAACACGAACCAUUGGAGCGUCGGAGAGAUCGCAUUGCCAGCAUUAUUCCGGGUCCUUCAUAACAAUGGGUACGAUGAGCUGUUGUACACUUUGAUGAGCCAGACUACUGCGCCCUCAUAUGGCUAUGAGGUCGUCAACGGCGCUACAUCGCUGUGGGAAGCCUGGGAUGGGACAAGUUCAUCUGGUUCUAGCAUGAAUCACCUCAUGUUUGGAUACGGUGACGUUUGGCUCAGCCAACUCUCAGGUUUGCAGCAGGUCAAUACUAGUGUUGCAUGGAACUCGAUCAACUUCUAUCCUGCAUUGGUAGGCAAUCUGACUGCAGCCUCCGCGAACCACAUGACCCCUCGCGGGUUAGCGAGUGCUGCCUGGACGCUUGAAUCAGAUGAAUUCCGGUACAACAUCACUGUUCCUAUUGGUUCCAAAGGACAUGUGUACUUGCCCGCAAAAAGCAACGGUACAGUGAUCACGUCUUAUGAUGGAUCAUACUCGCCUGUUGUUGUCGGCAGCGGGAAUCAUUCUUUUAUCGUGACCUGA
This is a messenger RNA of Penicillium longicatenatum, 2655 nucleotides long. RefSeq names its product Alpha-L-rhamnosidase. The transcript has a single exon. The record is from RefSeq and is a predicted model, not a curated record. Lineage: Eukaryota; Fungi; Ascomycota; Eurotiomycetes; Eurotiales; Aspergillaceae. Gene Ontology annotation, biological process: carbohydrate metabolic process. The coding region runs from base 1 to 2655 and encodes 884 amino acids.